Oryzias melastigma (Indian medaka) is the source of this 2962-nucleotide messenger RNA. It is a transcript of the gene prr16, whose product is annotated as proline rich 16. The transcript is spliced from 3 exons. The record is from RefSeq and is a predicted model, not a curated record. Lineage: Eukaryota; Metazoa; Chordata; Actinopteri; Beloniformes; Adrianichthyidae. Gene Ontology annotation, biological process: positive regulation of translation; positive regulation of cell size. Bases 720 to 1721 code for a protein of 333 amino acids.
CAGCAGUGUUUCCUGUCAUCCUAACAGUGACAGUGGAAGGAAAGCGGCGAGCAUCAGUCGGAGUGAUAAUCCGAGGGAGGGAGGAGAGGCAGAGCGCACCAGGAUGCUCUGCUCUGCGCCCGGACGCUGCCUGCUCUCCUUAGACUCUCCAAGGAGGCUGUGAUGGAGACAAGAUGAACCGAGCGAGGUGUUUUUCCGCGGGAAGUCGGGCGUCAUCACCACAAAAGGCUCUUUCGGGGAAAGUGGAGGAAUACGUCCCGUUUUGCUUGAUUUUUGUGGAUUAUGGACCGUAGCAGCGACGUACCCCCAAAGAGAUGCUACUUGUUCCUCUCUGCUAAUAUUCUUCAACACCAAAUCGACUAUUUUCAUUCCUCUAGAAAAUGUUCAACCUCACGUGAAAUCUUCUGUUUGUCAUUUUUUUCCUGUGCGACGUAGACGCGCGUGCGAAGGCGCCGCUUGUCAGACAGCAUGAUCCAAUAUUUUGAUAUACCGUUAUUUUUGUGGUAUGUGUUCCGCUCCAGUGCGCAUGCCUAGCGGUGGAUGUAGAAUGCCGCCCGACACCACUUCUUCGCCUCGUCCUGACCACGAUGUGGGAGCAGGAGUGGAGGGAGCGCAGGACUGAAGGAGGAUGCGUUGGCAGCGGCGUGAACACCAAAAAGGAUUUUUUUGGGUCUUGUGUUCCUUCACGAAAUAGCCCAGAUUGUGCCAUAAACUGAAGAAUGUCAGGACCACCAAAUGCGGAGGCUGAAGGAGUAGUCUCCAAAGUACAAGUCAAAAAGGAGAUUAAGACAAUCGUGGAGAAUUUGGAAACUAUCUUGGGAGACCUGAAGGAUGUGGCCAAAGAACUAAAAGAGGUUGUUCAUGAGAUUGACACCCUGACUUGUGACCUGCAACUGGAGGAGGAAGGACUAACCGACAGCUCAAAGACUGACACGCUCAACUCCAGCUCCAGCUCCACCACCACCACUACAACUGCUUCUAGUCUGGAGAAGAUGAAGCUCCUUCCAGAGGAAUACUUUUUUAAAACCCAGGUGCCCUUCAAUCCGGUUCCUGUCAACCCCUCGGCGGUGUUGACCGUCCUGAAGAAGCCACACCCGCCCCUGCCACCGCCAAGACUCACCUCACAGAGGGCUGAGGAUCACAGCGUCAAAAGUCUGCCUCAUCCGACAUUAGUUUUAUCAGGGAAUAUUUCAAAAGCUAACGGGUCUUUAUUUAGGAACGGCGGGCUCUUCCCACUGAAGCCAAACAAGGAUUUAUUCUCCUCUACUCCGUGCUUCAUUUCCAAUGACGGCGGGAUUCCUGAAUCAGGUCUUGUUCCCACGUUGCCGAAGCCCAUGCCGCUUCUGCGGCAUGACAAGAACAAAUGCCCGAAGGCCCCCGGCAGGGAACCCCGCGAGAGAGAGCGUGUCCGUUUCAGUGAGAAGGUCCAGUAUCACGGCUACUGCCCAGACUGUGACCUCCAAUAUGAUGUCGACGAGACAGAACUCCACUUACAGGCUGAGCUGAGCGACCUGCGGCUCAGCCCUGUGCACUGCUGCUCCUCGUCGCCCCCCCCUUCCCAUCCUCUUUCUCACGAACUAUUGUUGGAAAAUGGAGGGCUCCCCGUCAGCCACAGCUUUCCACCAACAACAAACACUCUUCCACCUUGUGUGCCUCCUCACGCACCUUCCCUAAAGCCCCAUAAAACAAUCCUACGCAAAUCAACCACCACCACGGUUUGACACCAAGCCCCUUCUGUUAUGUCGUAUCCCAAACAGUCUUGAAUAGUUGCGUGUUUUUUAACCUCGUGAGCGCCUUCUACUCCAAUUGAACUUUGGAUUAUCCUGACAACAAUAGGAAGGGUCGGGAAACAGGAAAAGAGGGAUAGAGUGCAUGGAAAAGGGAAGAAAGGCAGCACCAUGCGGUCGUCGACGACGACACAGAAAUCCAAAUGAGACGGGCCCAUUGAGAUACUUGAGUUACAAGAAAAUGGGAUGAUUGCCUGAGACAACUGAUCGGCCAUGGCUGAUCAGACCUGGAGGAGCGGGAGCAAAAAAUCAAACAUCCUUUCUGAGAUGAAUAAAGUGCUAACUGCUCUCAACAGACAGAGGAGUCUAAGAAAUUCAUAUUUUAAUUUUGAAAACUGGCAUAAGAUUACUGUCAACCAAGCAAAAAAAAGGCAAACUAAAAGGACAGCCACCGUAUUUCAAAGCAGACAGAUGAAUUUAGAGCUGUGAUAAUACGUUUGCUCAGACAGAUAGCUGAACCAAAAGGUUAAAACACUGCGAGACCUUAUCAUCAAAAGUUAUGAGGCGAGUUUAAAUGAAGCUGUGCAAGACGGGGUGAAAUGAUGUAAGCCACAAUUUGAUUGAUGCUUGCACAUACUUUUGCACCGCGCAUACUUAGAUGGAAAUCAAUAGCUCCACUCGACCGAUGAUAUUUUCCUUUUAAGCAUUGUAAUUGUUUGUGUUUGAAGAGACCAAUAGGUCUGACUGUGAGAAAAAAUACUGCUCUGCUGGACUGCAGAAAAGGAUAUGAUGUCAGUAUGUGCCAUAUCACAGUCACAGAAGACCAAUGUUUUUAAAAAUCAGUGACAAUGUGGUUAUUGGUCCAUGUUCAGAUGUUCAAUCCACUGGCUCCAUGCGUCCACGGUUUCACAGUUACAUAAAAGAAAGGUGUGCCGUGUCCUGUAGUUACAGCUUUAAAGGGUUAUUGACAAAGUAAUAAUUUGCAUCAAAUUUUAUUUGUAUAAAAUAUACACAUACAUGUUUGAUAUCAAUGUAUUUCAGGCAUUUUUCUACAGAGACUUUAACAUUUAAAGAAGCAGUAUUUUUGAUAUGUUGGUAGAUGUGUGAGAGUUUUUCUUUUUUGGUUGGUUUGUUCUAUUUUUCUUUACUGAUGAAAGCUGGCAUUCCCUCACAGUUUGUGAAAGUCAUUUACAUAUUCUGGAUAGAGUUGCUUGGAUGAAAAACGUUAGUGUUGA